Messenger RNA from Anneissia japonica, 3766 nucleotides. RefSeq names its product MAM and LDL-receptor class A domain-containing protein 1-like. Bases 206 to 1252 code for a protein of 348 amino acids. The transcript has 8 exons. Lineage: Eukaryota; Metazoa; Echinodermata; Crinoidea; Comatulida; Comatulidae. Gene Ontology annotation, cellular component: membrane. The record is from RefSeq and is a predicted model, not a curated record.
CCCGUUCCAAACUUCGUUGGCGGGCUUCGUUGAUGAAGAACCUCAUCCAGGCCAUGAUUUGAAAGGCAUGCUUUACAGGUCAAUUCCUAAUGACUAAGAACCAAUGACUCAAAUGAAAAUGUUACAACAAUCCGACUUGAAUCACUAUCAUCCAUUUAAGACAAGUGCCCCGGAAGCUUGUGCAGAAUAAACGGUUUUCCAAAAAAUGGCAUUGCAGUUACGGAGCUACGUUAUUCUUAUACUAUCCGCUACAAGCGUACACCAAUCAAAAGCCCAGAAUGUGUACUGUGAUUUCGAAUCCCAUGGAGCUUGUGGAUACAGUAAAGGUAAAAGCGGCAUCGGUUGGAAAAGAAUAAAAUCAAAUAACCUUGCCCUGGAAGGAGUCAUUGAACCCCCACCUGGGGACCAUACAACAGGAAAGGGCUAUUUCAUGCACGUGAUGAAGAAUGAUAACAAUAAUGGCAACAAAAAAGAGUUAACAGCGCAGUUGAUGUCACCUUGGGAGGCCCACAGGCAAGACUUCUUUACUCUGGAGUUUUACUAUUUAACAAAAGUUGAGAAAAGUUUAGACUGCGAGUUGAGAAUUCACGUAAAUAACGUGAAAAGGAAAAACAAUACAUUAGCCUCUUGGAGACGUCCUUGUGUAACAAGUAAGAGCAGCUGGAAAAAGGCUAGCGUGCUUUUAUUUUCAGAAACGAUGUUUCAGAUAGUAUUUGAGGUGAUCUUUAGAGGAAAUGCACAAGUUGCUAUUGAUGACGUCAGCAUUGUCUAUGAUGACAUUGAUACAAGGCACUACACGAAGGCACCGAGUCCCACCAUGGUUUCCAAGACCAAUGAGUCAACAAUUUCAAUUAUAUCACUUGUCAUCGGUAUAGUCAAUAUGAUGUGGGUAAUAUGUGCCGUCGGCUUCAUCGUCUACACCAAGAGACAUGGCCACCUGCCUAGAAUUUUCGAGCAUCACGACAACGGUACAUACACUAGCCUUAGAAGAGAACACGCAUCUAAACCAGUUGCGUGUGUGACGUACGAAGUCCCAGCCGACAAAAUGAAAGAGAGUAACUACUCGUUUGAUAUCCCCGCAAUGCAUGGCAUGAAACGGGCUGACUCGGGACUAACCGAAGACCAGGAUGGAUCCGAAUGCAUCGGAAGCAGUAAUUACUUAAACUUAGCCCGAAGUAACGAUUAUAUAUACCAGGUUGUUCAGAGUGAUAGUACGUUGGUAUCCAUCUCUAACGUACAGGGUGUAAUUUAAUAUUUCUAGUUAUACCAUCUCCUAAACUCGCAUCCGUUUCUACACAUCUGGAAUGACGACCUAUCCUGUACAACAAUAAAACUCAGUAUUUUACAAGUAAUACGUUUUCUGCCAUUUAGAUAUUCAUCUAGUGAUAUUAUAAUAGCUCACAACAUACAACAGAUAGAACCGAAGAGUCUCCUUGGCUAGUCGCACAAACCGUUUUUCCUGCCAAAUUGUUGUGUGGUGUACAUUGCCAAUAUGUAAUAUGAUUACAUAAUCGUUCAAUAUUUAUUUCACACUCUUCAAUUAUCAAAUUAAUAUUAUUUUCGUUCAUUUCAUUUUCAUGCAACAGCGAGUGUCGUAUUAUAUCGUAGUAGUUUACCACAUACAACCGGAGACAGUUGGACUACUUUUACCAAUAUUUAUAUAUUACUGUUUUGCAUUUCUUUUCAGUUUAUGUUUAAGCAACAGUCAGUAAAUGUAGGACAAAAUAAAAACUUGACAACACUAUUUACGUGAAACACAUUUCAUUUCUUAUCCUUAUAUUAUUCAUGUAAGCGUACCAGUAGGCCUAUGUUUAAUAAUAGUGUAAAUAAAUAGAGGGAAUAUCAUUUAUUGUGGCUGACAGAAGACCAUUAUCUGUUCUUAUCUCGGUAUGUGUUUAAAUCUGCCAACACUGACGUAUUCAUAUAAUAACUUAUUCAUGGGGUUUUUUUUACAUGCAUCUCCUGCAAAUGGGAAACAUUGAAUCAAGUCAUGUAUGAAUAAUUGUUCAAAUAUGAGAAAGCAACUGAUACUAAUUUCUGCCUUCUGGAAGUGUGGCUACCAUGUGCAAUACAUCGGCAAAGUUUAAUGUUUUAAUCAAGUCCUUCAGAAUGAAUUUGUUUCAGCGGUUAUAUAGUAGCUAAUCGUAGUCAAUGACCGAACCAACUCUUAAUUACUCCACUGACGUGCUUUCGCUCAAUGCUUGUUGGGAUUUUUAAAGGCGAACUUGGAGCGGAGUUGUAGAUAACGCAACGUAUGUGAUUUACUUAAAUGCUUUGCGUUGUAGCUCAGUCUGAAAUGUUUUACUUUCUCUUAAUUGAAAUCCAUAAACAUAAUACUUAAACCUGAAUAAUGGAUAAUAAUGACAGCGUAGCUGAAGUCUACAGUAUGCUAAAAUAAUGCAUAUUUCACAGUACAUUACACAUACUUCACAUGAAGAAGUUAUAACAAUCAUCAUCACAUAAUAUGCCUGCCAUUAGUAUGUGACGUCACAGUUCGAAACAUUCCCGUACUGGUUUUAGCUGUGGUAAUGUUUUUACCCAACCCUCCCAUAGUUUUAACUUCACAUGAUGACUACAAGUUAUCAUAUAGCUUAUGUAGUCUGUAUUGCUAUCGUCUGUUGGUGUUUUCGGUGUAUAAUAAGAAAAAACUUCCAGAAAUCCAAAUUAUGAUAUGUUUUGACCUUCGACAUAGAUAUGUGCAGUCAGAACUACUAAAGAUUCAUGGGUGUAUCCAGGAUUUUUUUUCUGGGUGGGUCGUGAUCAUAAUUAUUUUGACUUUUUCACAAUGAAAUAACAGUAAGAUGUGAAUAAAAUGUCAAUACAAUUUGCUUGAAGCGGAUGGCAGGCUCAGUUUCAGAAUUGCUGGAAUUGUGAUAGAUUACGUCACGCAAUCGGUAAGGUCUUUGGAUUCAUUGCUAGUACCUCAUCAAUGCUUUUUCAUUUAUUUCAUUGUGAAAAGGCCCUUGAAAAAAAUUUCUGAUAAGAAAUGUGGACCUCUGAACAUAUUGGCGGGUCGUACGACCUUCCCGACCCCCCCCCACAACCCCUUGCAUAACCCAUGAGAUUUCAAUCCCCUUUAAUUUCUUUGCAUGAGAGUAUAGUGCUUUAUGUUGAAUGUGUUUGUGUUAUGUUGCGUAUACUCCAUUCUGUGAAAGGAAUACAAGAUAACGAGUUGAGUAUGCUGCACACAUUUAGUAUUUUAUUAUUGUUAUUGUUGUCAAGGACAUUGGUGUGAAGCAUUUUGAAAUGUUUAGACGACGAAGUCAUAUGUAAAUGCCAAAAAAAAAAAAUACAAUGUAAGUCUAUGCUGGUACAUACUUGUUUGUUUGAGGAUUAAUUUUAUAUAUAUUUAAUUUAUUCAAACCACCAGCAAUAUAUCAUAAUAACCACUGAAUAUAAAAAAAUAUCGUGCGGAGUAUUUUGAACUUUUUAAAAUUCUAUUGUAUUUUAUUAUUGUUAUGUUUUUAAUGCCAAGGACACUGAUGUGAAGCACUUUCAAAAUGUUUAGAUAUUAAAGUCAUAUGUAAAUGCCAAAAAAAAAAUCAUAUAAUGCUGGUACAGAAUUUCAUUGUCUCAGUAUUAAUUGAUGUGUAUAUUAAUUUAUUCAAACCAACAGCAAUGGUAUAUCGUCAGUACAUUAUCAUUAGUGUUAUUAUUAUAUUUUCUAUUUUGCAUGUAUGUAUUUCUUAAGAAAACCACUAUGAGGUAUUGUAUUAAAAUUAAGUUAUGAACUUAACAAAUAAAAGGAAAAUAUUAAUUAAAAAAA